ACAGGCGCGGCGCAUUUCUGUAUUUAGAGUAGCGUAACGCGUCACCACUAUCAUUAAGUUUAGAAUUGUUAGAACUGCGCUGCUACUUACUAUUAACUGCUGCAGCUGCGGGGAAACACUUAAUAACAAAUAUAUCACGGAUAAUUGAUUGAUUGCGCUUGUAAGACGGCAGCAUUGAAUUGCAUUGUAGUGGUGGGUUGGUCUCUGGCUGGUCAGUCAUCUGCGAUCGAUGCCGAUCUUAACGGAUUAGGUAGCGACCUAGCAGCACCUCAGUGAGUGAUUAGAAUUACUGUCGUCGAGAUGAAUUCCUUCGCCGUUGGAUUUGUUCUGUGCCUGAUCGCUGCCUGUGGAAUUGCUGGACCUACCGUUCACUUGAUCAAAGUGGAAGACAAUGAUUUCCCUUCGUCGGAUCGCCAAUAUCCUGCAAAUCCGGAUUUGGGAGAUGUAGUGGAUCCCGUCUGGAUGACAGUUACCAUGAGGCCACUGAUCAAAACAACUGUCGUCAACCCCGUCGGAAAAAGCGUUCCAGCACUUCCGAACUCUGGUGUUUCGGUUGGAAAUGACCUACAGCAGUUCGUGCCCUAUCAACCGCAACAACCACAGCUCCCUCAACAACCUCGACCUCAAGUAACGAGGCCUCAGCAACCUCAAGGUGUACCUCAAGUAGUACCUCAAGUGCGAACUCAAUCGCAAUAUCCUCAAUCGCAAUAUCCUCAAUCUCAAUAUCCUCAAUCUCAGUAUCCUCAAUCUCAAUAUCCCCAAGUUCAAACUCAAUACCCUGCUUCUCAACAACCGCAACCCUAUCCCUAUAAACCGUCCUUUAGUCCAACCUACUAUAACCAACAACCAGCUUCAACUGGAUCGCUAGGAUCAACUGGGACUCAACAAAAACAGUAUCCGUAUCCCUACUACCAGUAUCAGACCAGUUACCCUGGAGCAUAUUCGUGGUAUUCGCAAGGAUCGGUUCCCCAGUUUUAUCAAACAGCACCCCAGCCCAUCAACUCUGCACCUUGUCUAGGAGAUUCAGACACGGUCCUAGAAUAUUUGAGUGGUUGGGACAAUUAGUGUUCAAUUUCUACUUUCUUUUGCUGUACGUACCUUUCUCUAGGCCAACAAAUGACAACUUCGAAAAAGAAUAAUAAAUUUCCAUUUUUAUCUAAA
This is a messenger RNA of Uranotaenia lowii, 1161 nucleotides long. RefSeq lists its product as uncharacterized. NCBI's taxonomy places the organism in Eukaryota, Metazoa, Arthropoda, Insecta, Diptera, Culicidae. Bases 301 to 1065 code for a protein of 254 amino acids. The record is from RefSeq and is a predicted model, not a curated record. The transcript has 2 exons.